CAUCCUCACCAUGAACUCCUCAGGCUAUCAGAAGUGGGAAGACCAGGACCAUCCUGCUUUGGGCAAGUUCCAGCAAGCUGGGAGCUCACAGGGCACAGGUUGGUGGAGGACACUGUUUCCCAGAGAUCUGCCCUCGAAAUCUGUCUCCUUGAUGCUAGCUGUGAUUCUCCUGCUGUGGAUUCUCCUCAUUGUGGUGCUGGUCAAGGGCUCAAAGACCUCCCAGGAGCUGAAUCAGCUAAAAGAGGAAGUGAGAACUGCUGCUUCCAUCUGCACAAAGAAUGUGGGAGAACUAAGAGAGGACAUAGCUACUGCCAGGAGAAAUGGCUCUGCCUUGUGGACUGGCUUGGGGAACUGGGAGAAUAAAUUUGGUGAAUCCCAUGCCCGACUGCUCAAGCUAGAAAGUGAGCACAAUGAACUCAACACCCAGAUGACUCAGGCCCUGGCAGAGGCUGGGAAGGACCGACAAGACAUUCGCAGUGAGAUGUUCCGGGCCAUAGCUGCUGUGAGGAGUGGGAACAGCUCCUGCUCCCCGUGCCCUGAUUUUUGGCUGGCCUUUGAGGGUUCUUGCUACUUAUUCUCCACCACCAAAGCUCACUGGGACCAGGCGCAGCAGAACUGUGCCAAGACACAGGCACACCUGGUUAUUGUGAACAACCUUGAGGAACAGACCUUCCUGACCCAGAACACCAGAGGCUUGGGUUACUGGAUUGGACUCACGGCAACUCGUGCCAGAGGAAAGGUUAAUGGGUACACGUGGAUUGAUGGCACCAAACUCACUUUUAGCUACUGGAAUGAAGGGGAGCCCAAUGAUUCAAGAAGGAACGAGAACUGUAUCAUGUUACUUUACACGGGUCGAUGGAAUGAUGCACCCUGUAAUAACCUCAAUGACAACUGGAUCUGUGAGAAGAGGCAGCAAUGUUGAGGUGAAAUCUACUGCCCAAGCCUGGUUGGGCACAGAAAAGGGACAAUAAAAGAUUUUCUCUUUCCCUCCAA
Trichosurus vulpecula (common brushtail) is the source of this 993-nucleotide messenger RNA. It is a transcript of the gene CLEC4G, whose product is annotated as C-type lectin domain family 4 member G. Gene Ontology annotation, molecular function: signaling receptor activity. The transcript is spliced from 9 exons. NCBI's taxonomy places the organism in Eukaryota, Metazoa, Chordata, Mammalia, Diprotodontia, Phalangeridae. The record is from RefSeq and is a predicted model, not a curated record. The coding region runs from base 11 to 922 and encodes 303 amino acids.